Molecule: messenger RNA, 960 nt
Organism: Tuber melanosporum (Perigord truffle)
Lineage: Eukaryota; Fungi; Ascomycota; Pezizomycetes; Pezizales; Tuberaceae
Exons: 2
Coding region: 34-879 (281 amino acids)
Biological process (GO): RNA (guanine-N7)-methylation; tRNA methylation
Cellular component (GO): tRNA methyltransferase complex
Molecular function (GO): tRNA (guanine(46)-N7)-methyltransferase activity
Source: RefSeq, a predicted model, not a curated record
CGAGAGAAAAAAGCCAGAAAACCAGGACACAAAAUGUCAACCCCGCCAACAACCUCAACCUCCACCUCCCCCCCAGCAAAGCGUCAGAAGCCAUCCAACGGCGAACGCACGGGCCACCGGUCUGCAUAUCGCUCGGAUCUAACACGCCAGGGCCUCCCGCAGAAGAAACACUACCGACAGCGCGCGCACGCAAACCCGUUCUCGGACCACCAAUUGGUGUACCCUCCAUGCCCCGCUGACAUGGACUGGAGCAAGCACUUCUCCUCCCCCAUCUCCACCUCCACCACCACCCCUGAAGAGAAAAGGGUAGAAGUAGCGGACAUCGGCUGCGGCUUCGGCGGCCUGAUAAUCUCCCUCCCAAAGGUGCUCCCGGGCGUACGCAUGCUGGGCAUGGAGAUAAGGACGCAAGUGACGGAGUACGUCGACGAGCGGAUCCGCGCGCUGCGACGCCUAGCCGGCGGGGAAGCGUACGCGGACGUGGGCGUGAUCAGGGCGAACGCGAUGAAGUUUCUGCCCAAUUUUUUCGAGAGGUCCCAGUUGCAGAAGGUGUUCUUGUGCUUUCCCGAUCCCCACUUCAAAGCUAGGAAGCACAAGGCUAGGAUUGUAUCGCCUACGCUGGCGAGCGAGUAUGCCUACGUGCUCGCGCCUGCUGGUGUCUUGUACACCAUCACCGAUGUGGAGGAUUUGCAUCACUGGAUGGCGAAGCAUUUCGAUGAGCACCCGUUGUUUGAGAGGUUGAUUGGGGAGGAGGUUGAUGGCGAUGUGUGCAUUGCUGUGAUGAGGACCGAUACCGAGGAGGGGAAGAAGGUUGAGAGGAAUGGAGGAAGGAAAUUUGUGGCGUGUUGGAGGAGGCGGGAGGAUCCCGAGUGGGUGGAGUAGGUUGUUCCCACACAGGAUGAUGAAUGGGUUGAUGGCGUACUAUGCUGUGCUAUGUUUGUGUGAGGCGGUUAUCCAAAUAUA